Molecule: messenger RNA, 2220 nt
Organism: Chaetomium strumarium
Lineage: Eukaryota; Fungi; Ascomycota; Sordariomycetes; Sordariales; Chaetomiaceae
Exons: 2
Coding region: 1-2220 (739 amino acids)
Source: RefSeq, a predicted model, not a curated record
AUGCACGGUCCGGCAGCAGACCCCCUGGACCAGGGACAAGGCCCUGUAUCAGAUCCUGCCCUGCGUCCAGAGGAUGCAAGCAGUGCGGGCAAGCGUUUGCAUAAUAAUGCCGCCUUCCCCCCCGUCGUGUUUCCCGGAGGAAGAAACCCCUACCUUGACCGUCCUCUCCCUUCCCCGCCAUCUAAAACCGUUGCUGUCGCCGCCGGUGCCGCCAGCGCUGCAAGUUUCAUCAUGCAUGAGAGACCAAGGACGUCUUCAGGGCCCGGACCCAGCAAAGUGGCCGGCACGAGGCCCAACUUCGACAAACGACUUUCCAAGGACGACAUGGCCCUGUCGGGCCGGAUGGGCAUGGGCAAGGGAAGGGUUCUGCAACCGUAUGGGACUGACGUGAACGGUGCCAGAACACUUGCACGCGAUAUAAGCCCCCACAGGAUGCGGAUGGCUUCGCCGCCAGACAUGUCGCCGGCUCUUGGGUCCUCGGCUUCAGGGGAGAUGCCGAUUGGGAUGGCGCUGGGAAGUCCAACGCGGGACUCGAUGUUUGGUGGAAGUCCCUACGGAGGCGGGCCUGCCGGGUGGAAUCCGCAGCGGUCGCAGACAGAAGUUCAUAUCAGCUCCUCUCCGCCACGAGCCCCAGGCCCAGCGCCUGAACUACCAAUUCAGAGGACGAAGACGCAGAAGCGGCGGCUCUUCGGGUCACUGUUCGGGAGCAAAAAGCACUCCGAGCCACCCAAGGCGGCGGAAACCGUUAAGCCAAAGGGCAGUGGCUCGUCCGCGGCCGCUCCGGGACCCAGCGCGAAUGCUGCCCCAGCCAGGACCAACACUAUCAAACGGGCACCAAAGCACAAACCCAUAAUUAUCGCGUCGACUGAGCCUCCCUCAACCUCCACAGCUCGGGAAUCAGGCUGGCCAAGUGUCUCGAAUUCCCCUGCCGCAUCUAUUCCCGCAAGCGGCGCCGGAUUGCUUAGUGUGGAUAUCCCAGAUAUCAGGCUAGAGCGCUACAGCGUCAUGUUUAGCGGCGUGUUGAAUGAGAAGGAACAGGAUACUAAGUCUACACUGCUGGAGAGACGGCAGGCUACCCUGGAGAAACUGAAGAACAUCAGCGACAGGAUAGAAAGCGAAGAAGGGAAGGAUAGAACGAGACCGAGGAGGGCAACAUCCCCACAGCCUACAAAGUCGCCUGCCUUCUCACUCUUCCCCCACACGCCAGUUCGGCAAUCGAUAUUGCUCGCCGCCACAGAAGCGGGAAUGGUAUCGACAACGUCCCUGGCGCCGCCUCGUGGCCUCACGCGGUCCAACACGUCGCCGGGCUACAUCCCGUCGCCGUCGAGGGCACGCUUCGAGCCUGAAGCGCAGUCCGACUUGCCAGAGAAAGUCCCGCGGAAGGAGAAGAAAACAGUCACCAUUGUCUCGCCACGGAGCAUGGAGGAACGUAAUAGGGCUGCGCAGCUCGAAAAGCUCCGCGAGCAGCUGCAGGCACAGCACACGCAUCAACAGCGAUCUCAGCCGCAAGCCGCGGCAGACUCGGCAAGUUUGGGAGUAACAACAACAACUUUCUACUUCAACCAAAACGAAUCGAGCCUUAUCCUCGACUCCCCACAGAGCACCUCCCCCCCCUCCUUUUCUUCUUCCCUUUCCCUCUCCUCCGACUCCGACAACGACUCCCAACAUCGCAGAACCAGAACAACCACAUACACGCUCAACCCACCUCUCAAACCCGCCCUCCCGGAACCGCAAUGGGAGAUCAUCACCCCUCCGUCGUCCACCACCUCCUCGACCGACGCCUCCGCAACAACGACAGCAACAAGAACCUCCAUCACCUCCCGCGCCUCACUAGACAGCCUCCCCACGCCGCUGGCGCCCUCGGCACUAGGCAUCUCGGUGGACGAAGAGGACGCGGCGCUGAAAGCGGCGGUCGAGAUCUCGAUCGCGCGGCAGAUCAGCAUGUCGCGCCAGCAGCGCAUGCUCCUACGGCCUUUUGGCAAGGGCGGCACGGCCAUGUCGAGUGGUACUGCCAAUAGUAGCAGGAAUCUGGGUGGAGGGAUGGUGAGGGGAAGGAGUGCUACUGUUGGUGUUGGUGCUGGUGCUGGUGCUGGUGCCGGUGCUGGAAAGGGGGGCCGAGGAGAGGUUACGGUGGGCGUUAUCAAGGGGCGGGUGACGCCUGUCCUGGUUGGCACCGAGUACCGCAGGAGUGAGAGGGUUGUGUUGGAUGCCGUUGAGUGA